Messenger RNA from Paramecium octaurelia, 419 nucleotides. Lineage: Eukaryota; Ciliophora; Oligohymenophorea; Peniculida; Parameciidae. The record is from the annotation of a GenBank genome assembly.
AUGAAAUUUUUAGACUAUUCGAAAUUCUCUUUAAUAACGCUUAAUACUUUUAAACUAUCGACACAUUUAAGGAUGCUAAAUAGAAGAUCAAUCAAAUAAAACGAUAAUAUUAAAAUUGAAUUAACGCCACAACAAAAUAAAAAUAAUUACGUGAAAACAAUUUUAUUAUAUUUUAGAAAACACCAAGUUUAAACAAAAUUUAACUUAAACAUAAUAAGGAAAUUAUAAUGAUUGACAUAGAUACAAAGGAAAAAAAAGUAGAUAAUAGAUUUGCAUGCCUUGAUUGCAUUUGUGAUCAUCCUCAUUGUUAGUAUAGAACAAUUGAAAAAGUAAAUUAGGAAUGGAAUUAUACAAAAUAACAAUAAGAUUAAGUUUUAAAUAAUUUGAAGUUAAAAGGCAAGAAAAAUAAGAAAAAUUGA